AUGGGUUACGAACUCUUACAAAAACGACCAAGAAGAGAAUUAUUUCGUUCAGGUGUUGUACCUAACUGUAAGAAAAAAAAAUUGUUAAAUGAAGAAGUUGACGAAGCAGUUGUUAAUGAUAAUGUUGAUAAUGUUGUUAAUGAUGAAUUACCAUGUCAAUCAUCAUCAUUCUUUUCACCAGUAUCGGAACAUUCCUAUUUUUCAUCAUCAUUAACUCAGCAAUGUGAGGGAUGUAGCUACAAGAAAAAUGUUAUCGAUUCUCUUGUAUCAAAAAUAAAUAUGUUAACAUCACAAGUUAAAACUGCCAACAGAGUGAAAGUCUUCAAUACUAAAAAAAGUGUUUUUACAUGGCGAAAAAUAAAGACAGACCAAAAAAUGAAUUUUUACACUGGCAUAGUAUCUAUUGCCAUGUUUGAAUCAGUAUUUCAACUUUUGAACCCAUACUUAUCUAAGAUAAGAUACUGGAGAGGCCCUAAACGUGCAAAUAGCUACAGCAAAGUCAAACGUACUUAUUCUACUCCAGCAAACAAAAUCCUUACACAUCGUGACGAAUUUUUGCUAACUUUGAUGACGUUGCGUUUAGGUUUACUAAAUGAAGACCUUGCUGACCGCUUCGGAAUUUCACCCACUAUUUGUUCCAACACUUUCACUACAUUGAUACAGAUUUUAAGCAAAAUUCUGGGCAACGCUCUUGUUGUAUGGCUACCAAGAGAAGCGAUUAGAGACAAUUUACCUGAUGCCUUUAUUAAAACUGGACACUCGAAAUGCAGAGUAAUUAUUGACUGUACAGAGGUGUUUAUUGCAAGACCAAAAUCUUUACCAAACCAAGCAGCUACAUGGUCCGACUACAAGCACCACAACACAAUAAAAUUCUUAAUUGGUAUAUCACCUGCAGGUUUCAUAACAUUUUUAUCUGACUGUUAUGGUGGUCGGGCCAGCGAUCGAUAUAUAACAAAGGAUAGUGGGUUUUAUGAAUUGUUAGAACGGGACAACAAAGUAAUGGCUGAUAGAGGGUUUCAAAUAAGAGAAGAACUACUGCUAAAAUUUUGUAGCUUGAGUGUUCCACCUGGUGCUAGAAUUAAAAGUCAGAUGACAUCAACUGAGUGCAAGAACACUAAAGAAAUUGCCAAUCUACAAAUACAUGUGGAGCGUGCUAUUAAUCGUGUGAAGUUCUACCGCAUCUUGAAAACUGUUUUACCUAUUACUAUGAGGCAGCAUGCUGAUGACAUUGUCAAGGCAUGUGCUGCUCUAUGUAAUCUUAAGCCCAGACUUAUACGUUAA
Hydractinia symbiolongicarpus is the source of this 1281-nucleotide messenger RNA. RefSeq lists its product as uncharacterized. The record is from RefSeq and is a predicted model, not a curated record. Lineage: Eukaryota; Metazoa; Cnidaria; Hydrozoa; Anthoathecata; Hydractiniidae. The transcript has a single exon. Bases 1 to 1281 code for a protein of 426 amino acids.